Messenger RNA from Exophiala oligosperma, 1564 nucleotides. RefSeq lists its product as uncharacterized. Bases 1 to 1239 code for a protein of 412 amino acids. The record is from RefSeq and is a predicted model, not a curated record. Lineage: Eukaryota; Fungi; Ascomycota; Eurotiomycetes; Chaetothyriales; Herpotrichiellaceae. The transcript has a single exon.
AUGGACUUAGCAGGAUCAGUUGAAGCUCGCUACUUGGAACCACCCGGCGAAGUGCUACCGAUAAUGGCCGGAUAUUUUCCCGAACACUGUCUCACACUAUCAUUAGUGGACCAGAACAUAUUAUUUGUGCGAGGUGUGCGAGAUGUGCGACCUAUAAAAGUCAAAAACAUCUUGAUCAGCCAUCAGGACGGAACAGAUCGCAUAAUUGAAAUCAAGCAGAUCGGAAUCCUUAACAUUCAGUAUGAGGAUGUUGGGACCGGCAAAAGAGGGUCGGAGUCUUUAGAAUGUGGUAUCUUACCAUCUACGUCCCAACCACCUUACCAUAUCAUCCUCAGCACCGCAGACACCGUAACAAUAUUUCCGCAGGCCAUUCCGAUCGGUCGCAUGGCAAUAUACCGUCCUGACGCCCAAGAAACUUGUGGUGUCUGUGGUCGGACUGGAGCCACUGUGACACAUGGCGAAUGUAAUCAAUGGUUUCACACGACUUGUGGGCGGGAUUCUCAGCCAGGUUCGAGCAAGCUACCAGUGGGUUUAAUCGGUACCCAUGAGCUUUGCUCAAUUGAACUUUGUCGCAAGAGCAUUACACACCUACCGCGCCUACGUGAUCCAGCGAUCACAUUUAAGGCUCGCCGCGCCGGUGAGGCUAGUUCUUCCACGGAAGAAGCUCAAUUCGCCACGAAGGAUUACGUUACUCAGUUCUAUUCUCCAGAUGAGACAGUGAUUCGUGUCUGGGGUAUGUUUCCUCAGCGAGGAUGGGUUCGGGUGAGGAGUCCGCAUUCAGGGGUUAAGGAUGUCUUCUCCCGUCUGGUGGGACAAGACACAGAGAAAAAGUUGAAAAAAUUGGGUUUCAGGGAAUGGAAGGGUGAGCGAGCUCAAGAAUUUAGGGAUGCGGAGUAUGAUGCUCUCAGAGAGGUCACAGUCCGCGCCCCUAGCAUUGCGGGUGUUUUGGUGCCAAAACCUGUUGGAGCUGGCAGCUAUCAAGAUGGGAAAGACACGGUGUGCUUUUUCAGUAUCACCCAGUUUCUACCUAGUCAACAAGUUCAAUUUGAGGGGCAAGUAAAAAGACUGGUCGACUUCCACGGCACGGAGCAGAGUCAAGGAGACAGGUUUGGUUUCUCCCACCCAACGCUGUUCUACGACCAACCCUUGAAUGUUGGAUGGCACAACUCAUGGCUUGAUUGUUUUCUUGCAUUGAUGAAGCUUACCGUUUCUCAGGACAAAGACAGACAUGGGCCGUGAGAAGAUGAAGAUACCUUCGUCUCGAUGUGCACACAGCUUGCUGACCAGCUCCUUGGCCCUUUGAAUGCCAGGCCAAGGCUGACCUUAGGCUGGUUGAAUGAUCUUCACGGCCGCUCCACUACUUAUAAGCCAGCAAUCAUCUAUGCGCCUCCUGAAUGGGAAUGGGGAUGGGCUACCCUUUCUCGGCUUCGGGAAAAUGAAGCAGCUUACGAGCUUGUAGAGCAAGAAUGCGAUGAACCUAAGGACCAAUUUGAGCAGCGCCUCUCCUUUUAUGGUGUCAUUCACAUGUUGUUGAAGAGCAAGCGGAGCCAAUUGGACAGAAAGA